GGGACACAGCGCCAGAGCUGCCUGCGCCCGACAUGGACUGCGGAGUUAUCACCUCCAAAACCGUGCUGCUGCUGCUGAGCCUCGCCUUCUGGGCGGCAGCUGCAGGCCUCAGCUACGUCGGGGCGUAUGUCAUCAACACCUACAAGAGCUACGACAACUUUCUGCAGGACAAGUACGCCCUGCUGCCGGCCGUGAUCAUCAUUUGCGUGGCCGUGGUGAUGUUCAUCAUCGGGCUGAUCGGCUGCUGCGCCACCUUCCGCGAGUCCCGGGUCGGCCUGGGGCUGUUCUUGGCCAUUAUCCUGGUUAUCUUCAUUGCAGAAGUGUCUGCUUUUGUCCUGGGAUUUGUAUACAGAGAAAAGGUAAAAACUGAUGUGCAAGGUACAAUGCGCUCAGUGUUUGAGAAGUAUGAUGGCAAAAACCCAGAGUCUACAGUUGUGGAUUACUUGCAAGAACAGCUUCACUGCUGUGGGGUUAAGAACUACAGUGACUGGACGACCACCCAGUGGUUUAAUUCCACUGGGAACAACAGUGUCCCCCUGAGCUGCUGCCAGCAAGAGGCCAAGAACUGCACAGGGCAUCUGGAUCAGCCGCAGGAGCUCAACAGACGGGGCUGUGCACAGGAGCUGGAGUCUGGGCUGCAGAACGUUAUCAGCUAUGCCAUGCUUGUAAUCCUGGGGUUUGCCAUCGUAAAGUUCUUCGGCAUGCUGAGCAUCUGCGUGCUUACUUGCAAGAAGGAAGAAAGUGGAUAUCAGCCUCUUUACUCAGGGGUGUUUGCUUAAUAAACUGAAAAGAACAAUCUUGCUUCCCGAUGAUGAGACUGACUUGUGAUCAUACCACAGCUUUCUGAAACAUUAUUCUAAGUUUGGACCUGUGACUACAGGUGGCGCCGCAGGCUCCAGAAAGAAACUUUGUUCUGACCUUCUUUCCUCUGCCCCGAAAACACGCGGCAGAAACUUUAUCUUUUAAUCAAUAAAGUGCUGGAGGCCACAGGAGGGGCUUCAGUUGUCCGCACAAACCUCAGAUCAUUCCUGUUACGUGGUUUAGACAACAAAAGAAACUCUUGAAUGCCAGGUUUAAGCUCUUCAUAGGCAUGGGGAUUUGUAGUAUGUUUUUUCUGUAUCUGAUUGUGCAGUUUCGGGGGUUCCCCCCCCUUUCUAAUGUCAUAUGCUGUAAUUCUGUUUACUGCAGAGGUUGUUACUGCAAGACAACCC
Sturnus vulgaris (Common starling) is the source of this 1211-nucleotide messenger RNA. Its product is annotated as tetraspanin-36-like. The record is from RefSeq and is a predicted model, not a curated record. Lineage: Eukaryota; Metazoa; Chordata; Aves; Passeriformes; Sturnidae. Gene Ontology annotation, cellular component: plasma membrane.